CGCUGUAUCUACAAUAAAAAAAAUAAAAAGAGAAGGAAAUUUAAAGAACAAGAAUCGAAGUUUAUUUACUGAUAUCUCUCUCGAGCCUCAACUCCUCGCAUUCUCUUCUCCAUCCUUUUCGAUUCUGUGCGCCAGAUUUCGGAUCGGAGAGGAGAAUCCAUGGUUGAGACCAGGCGAAGUUCGGCUUCAUCGAAGCGUUCUAUUCCGCCUGCAGGAGCGCCUUGUCUGCCCAACGGCAAGCGUUCUAAGGUGGCGGAGGCAUCUUCCUCGAUCAACGGGRUUCCUUGUGUUUUGCCUGUUGAAACCCUAGGUUCGUCAAAAGAACCAGGUUCUGAAUCGCAUGACCAGGAGGGUCGCUUCUCUGAUCCGUCUGUUUGCGAUCCUUCCAAGGAAUUCGAUAGCUGCGAUGCGGUUAUGCUGGAGAAACCUCAAGAUGUAAAUGGAGAAGGAGAGACUUUGGUGUCACCGUCUUCUAUAGGAGCACCUGCCAUGGAGGACGAUAAUGUCAAUAAUGCGGUAAUGAAUCGAGCGAGGAAACGAUCAAUAAAGUCUCGCGCAAAGGUUGCAUGGGGAAAGCUUCUUUCGCAGUGUUCCCAGAACCCUCACUUGCUUAUGUGUGGUUCUCCAUUUACUGUUGGUCAAAGCCAACAAUGCAACUUGUGCUUGAGAGAUCCAUCUGUCAGUACGGUUCUUUGCAAGCUGAAGCACUUAGAGCGAGGAGGCACAUCUAUUGUGUUGUUAGAGAUCUCAGGAAGCAAAGGUGUUGUCCAAGUAAAUGGAAAGGCGUUUGGGAAAAACUCCAGCACAAUACUCAGUGGAGGGGAUGAGUUGGUUUUUAGUUCAACUGGUCAACAUGCAUAUAUUUUCCAGCAACUCACAAAUGACAGCUUAGCCUCACCACUGUUCCCAUCUUCAGUUAGCAUACCAGGAUCCCAGAGUGUUCCAGUUAAAGGAAUACACUUUGAGACCCGAUCACGAGACCCCUCUGCUGUUGCAGGAGCAUCAAUAUUAGCAUCUCUGUCAAAUCUUAGAAAAGAUUUAUCACUUCUUCCACCACCUGCCCAAACUGGUGAAGGAGUACGACAACAUGAUCUAGAGAGGCAGAUGUUGCCAUCUGGUUGUGAAGAUGGCCUUAUGCCAAACAUUAAGGUUACUUGCCAUGGUAGAAAAGAUAUUUCCAAACAUAACGAGGAGGCUGGUAUUUCUUCUAGUGAAAAAGAUACUGUGGUCAUAUCCUCAGAUACUGCUACCAACAAUCGUAUGCAUCUUGACAGCACUGGCUUGGGUGCUCAUCUUGAUGCAGAAAUUGGGGCAAUUUCUGGGACAAAUUAUGAAUUAAGGCCACUGUUGCGGAUGCUGGCAGGAUCCUCUUCUCCUGACUUUGAUUUAAGUGGGAGCAUUUUAAAAACAAUUGAUGAGCAAAGGGAAAUUAAGGAACUCCUUAAGGGCUUUGGUCAACCAAGAAAUUUGCCCUCAAGCAAGAAACAGGCAUUCAAAGAUGGCUUACAACAAAGAAUUCUCAGUUCUAAUGACAUUGAUGUCUCAUUUGAUAAUUUUCCAUACUAUCUAAGUGAGACCACAAAGAAUGUUUUAAUAUCAUCCACUUACAUACAUUUGAAGUGUAAGGAAUAUUCCAAGUAUAUCAAAGAUCUUUCUAGUGUGAGCCCACGAAUAUUAUUAUCUGGUCCAGCAGGCUCUGAAAUAUAUCAGGAAACCUUGAUAAAGGCACUUGCUAAACAUUUUGAGGCUAGAUUGCUUAUAAUUGAUGUUGUCCAGCUACUUGGUGGACUAUCUCCAAGGGACUCAGAAUCUGUAAAAGAAUCAAGAUCAGAAAAGUCAGCGACAGUGCCCAAGCAACGAACAACUCAGGCAGAUGCAAUACAUCUUAAGAAACCAACUUCUAGUGUUGAGGCUGAUAUCGCCGGAACAUCUAUGUUUUGCUCCCAAGCUCUGCCAAAGCAGGAGGCAUCAACUGCAUCUUCUAAGAACUACAAAUUUAAGCAUGGUGACAGAGUAAGAUAUAUUGGGGGUGGGGUGAAUUCUUCUGGUGUUCCUCCUCUUCAGACUUCUUCAAGGGGACCAAGUCAUGGUUAUCUAGGCAAAGUGGUUCUUGCUUUUGAAGAGAAUGGAUCCUCCAAAGUCGGAGUUAGAUUUGAUAGAUCAAUCACAGAAGGUAACGAUCUUGGGGGCCUUUGUGAAGAAGAUCAUGGUUUCUUUUGCAAUGCUGAUUUACUUCGUUUAGACAGCUCAGGAGAUGAUGAUCUUGACAUCUAUGAACUGUUUGAGUUGGCUUAUAUUGAAAGUAAAAAUGGUCCAUUGAUAUUGUUCCUGAAAGACAUUGAGAAGUCUCUAGUCGGCAACAUGGAGGCAUAUAUACAUUUAAAGUUUAAGCUUCAUAAUCUGCCAGAAAAUAUAGUUGUAAUUGGCUCACAUACCCAGCUGGAUAAUCGGAAGGAAAAGUCACACCCAGGUGGCCUUCUGUUCACAAAAUUUGGGAGCAACCAAACAGCUCUACUUGACUUUGCUUUUCCGGACAAUUUUGGUAGGUUACAUGACAGAAACAAAGAGGUCUCAAAAACAACCAGGCAACUCAACCGACUUUUCCCAAACAAAGUGACCAUACAGCUACCACAAGAUGAAGCUCUACUUUUGGAUUGGAAACAGCGACUGGAUCGUGAUGUUGAAACACUUAAAGUGCAGUCAAACAUCAUUAAUAUUCGUUCUAUUCUAAACCGAAAUGGAUUGGAGUGCCCUGACCUUGAAACACUUUGCAUAAAGGAUCAAGCUUUUACUGGUGAAAGCGUGGAGAAGAUAAUUGGUUGGGCUUUAAGUUAUCACCUUAUGAAUAGCAAUGAAGCUUCUAUGAAAGAUGAUAAACUUGUGAUUUCCAGUGAAAGCAUAACAUAUGGGCUCAACAUUUUGCAUGAUAUACAAAGUGAGUCUAAGAGUCUGAAGAAAUCACUCAAGGAUGUGGUCACUGAUAAUGAAUUUGAAAAGAGACUUCUGGCAGAUGUUAUUCCAYCAAAUGAUAUUGGAGUUACUUUUGAUGACAUUGGUGCAUUAGAAACUGUGAAGGAUACAUUGAAGGAAUUGGUUAUGUUUCCUUUGCAAAGGCCAGAAUUGUUUUGCAGGGGACAGCUGACAAAGCCAUGCAAGGGAAUACUGCUAUUUGGACCUCCUGGCACAGGCAAAACGAUGCUUGCAAAAGCUGUUGCAACAGAGGCAGGAGCAAACUUUAUCAAUAUAUCAAUGUCAAGUAUUACUUCAAAGUGGUUCGGUGAGGGUGAAAAAUAUGUCAAGGCAGUGUUCACACUGGCAAGCAAAAUAUCUCCUAGUGUAAUUUUUGUUGAUGAGGUUGACAGCAUGUUGGGAAGACGUGAAAAUCCUGGAGAGCAUGAAGCUAUGCGAAAAAUGAAAAAUGAGUUCAUGGUGAAUUGGGAUGGCCUGCGUACGAAAGAUAAAGAACGUGUACUGGUACUUGCUGCCACCAAUAGGCCAUUUGACCUUGAUGAGGCUGUUAUUAGGAGGCUUCCCCGAAGAUUGAUGGUAAAUUUGCCAGAUGCUGCAAAUAGAGAAAAAAUUCUGAGAGUCAUAUUGGCCAAGGAAGAAAUAGCACCUAAUGUUGAUUUAGAAGCAGUUGCAAAUAUGACAGAAGGCUACUCUGGAAGUGACUUAAAGAAUCUUUGUGUAACUGCUGCACACUGUCCAAUAAGGGAAAUUCUGGAGAUGGAAAAGAAGGACAAAGCUCUAGCAUUAUCGGAGAACAGACCACCACCUGCAUUACAUGGCAGUGAAGACAUUCGUCCUCUAAACAUGGAUGAUUUCAAAUAUGCGCAUGAGCAGGUAUGUGCAAGUGUUUCAUCAGAGUCAGCAAAUAUGAAUGAACUUCUCCAAUGGAAUGAGUUGUAUGGAGAAGGCGGAUCAAGAAAGAAAAGAUCACUCAGCUAUUUCAUGUAAAGGUAUCCUAUUUGUACAGUCCAAUUUUUUGCCGCUUUUUCUUUUGCCUCUACAGCCAGACGAAAAAUAGGAAUUGUUAUUGAUGGAUAUUCCAUCACAGGCUUCAAUAUAUCAUGUAUAGUGUGAUAUUUAAUCGGCUCUAUUUAUAUGAUCGUUAAUCUAAUUAGAUGUUUGCCAAGCUUAUGGUCCAAAGGAAGCUAUUUUGCUACUAUGGUGAUUUUUUCUUGUAUAAAUUCAAUUUCAGCAAUGUAAUAAGCAUCAUCAUGAUUUUCUUUUCAAA
This is a messenger RNA of Nelumbo nucifera (sacred lotus), 4237 nucleotides long. RefSeq lists its product as uncharacterized. Lineage: Eukaryota; Viridiplantae; Streptophyta; Magnoliopsida; Proteales; Nelumbonaceae. Gene Ontology annotation, molecular function: ATP binding; protein binding; ATP hydrolysis activity. The record is from RefSeq and is a predicted model, not a curated record. Gene Ontology annotation, cellular component: mitochondrial outer membrane.